This is a messenger RNA of Acanthisitta chloris (rifleman), 630 nucleotides long. RefSeq names its product EF-hand calcium binding domain 1 (gene CLXN). The transcript is spliced from 6 exons. The record is from RefSeq and is a predicted model, not a curated record. Gene Ontology annotation, molecular function: calcium ion binding. The coding region runs from base 1 to 630 and encodes 209 amino acids. Lineage: Eukaryota; Metazoa; Chordata; Aves; Passeriformes; Acanthisittidae.
AUGAGCGGCAGGAAGCGGCUGCAGCAGCUGCUGGACUCGCUGGGCCGAUCCGCCAAGCACUUUUCCAAGGCCGAAGUGCGGUGCCUGGUGAUGCUGUUCGACUCGCUGGUGCCCAGGUCCAGCAGCCGUUGCGGCGCGGUGGGGCUCGGCCGCGCCGUGUUCAGGGACACCCUGCACUGCGCCCUCGGCCUGACCGACGAUGUGCUCGCGGACGAAGUGUUCAGAGUUUUUGACAGAGACAGAGAUAAGUGCAUCAGUGUGGUGGAAUGGGUGGAAGGCUUAUCCAUAUUUCUUCGGGGGACAUUGGAAGAAAAGAUUAAAUACUGUUUUGAGGUUUAUGACCGAAAUGGUGACGGAUACAUUUCGAGAGAGGAAAUGUUUCACAUGCUGAAAAACACCCUUGUCAAACAACCAUUAGAAGAAGAUUCUGAUGAGGGCAUCAAGGACUUGGUAGAGAUCGCACUGAAGAAAAUGGACUAUGAUCACGAUGGCAAGCUUUCUUUUGCGGACUUUGAAAAAGCAGUCAGAGAUGAAAACCUUCUCUUAGAAGCCUUUGGACCAUGUUUGCCAGACAUAAAGAGCAUCAUGGCAUUUGAGCAGAAAACCUUCCAGGAAGCUCAUAAACAGUAA